This is a messenger RNA of Hippocampus zosterae (dwarf seahorse), 3905 nucleotides long. RefSeq names its product lactate dehydrogenase D (gene ldhd). Gene Ontology annotation, cellular component: mitochondrion. The transcript has 11 exons. Gene Ontology annotation, biological process: lactate catabolic process. Gene Ontology annotation, molecular function: FAD binding; D-lactate dehydrogenase (cytochrome) activity; D-lactate dehydrogenase (NAD+) activity. The record is from RefSeq and is a predicted model, not a curated record. The coding region runs from base 76 to 1560 and encodes 494 amino acids. Lineage: Eukaryota; Metazoa; Chordata; Actinopteri; Syngnathiformes; Syngnathidae.
UGUGAACUCACAAAUAACGCGAGAAUUCAAUUUGCAGGCAAGAUUAAUACAUAACAGUACACGUAAACGCAAAUCAUGUCGCUUCUGCUGACGGCAAGUCAGCGACUUUUCUGUCAGCAUCGCGGUAUUAAAACAGUCAACAUAGCCAGAAAUGCAUCUUUGGACAGUGCACUUUCCACAUUCAGGUCAAUAUGCGGAGAGGAUGGAGUGUCAAUGGCAACUGCUGUCAGAGAGCAGCACGGCAAAGAUGAAUCUGUACACAGAUGCCGUCCACCGGAUGUGGUUGUUUUUCCACGUUGUGUGGAGGAGGUUAGCGCUCUGGCGAAGGUCUGCCAUGACAAUCGCCUUCCCAUGAUACCGUUUGGAACGGGAACUGGCCUGGAGGGUGGAGUAGGAGCAAUGAAGGGCGGUGUGUGCUUCAGCCUGAGGAAAAUGAACCAGAUUUUGGAUUGCCACCCGGAGGAUUUUGAUGUGACAGUUGAGCCUGGUGUGACCCGAAAAGCCCUCAAUGCCUACCUGCGAGACACCGGACUGUGGUUUCCUGUUGAUCCUGGAGCUGAUGCUUCGCUGUGUGGGAUGGCAGCCUCGAGCGCAUCUGGUACCAAUGCAGUGCGAUAUGGAACCAUGAGGGAAAACGUGAUCAAUCUAGAGGUGGUCCUUGCUGAUGGGACUAUUAUCCACACGGCUGGCGAGGGCCGACGUCCCAGGAAGACUUCUGCGGGCUAUAACUUGACAAACCUGUUUGUUGGAUCAGAGGGCACUCUGGGAAUUAUCACUAAGGCAACUCUGCGCCUCUACGGCAUUCCCGAAGCCACGGUGUCUGCGGUCUGUUCAUUUCCUUCAGUGCAAGCUGCUGUGAAUAGCACCGUGCAGAUUCUCCAAGCUGGCGUAGCCAUCGCUCGCAUUGAGUUUCUUGAUGAUGUCAUGAUCAAUGCAUGCAACAUGUUCAGCUCACUGUCGUAUCCCGUGACUCCAACUCUAUUCCUGGAGUUCCAUGGUUCUGAACAGAGCCUUGCAGAACAAGUCAACACAACGGAGGAAGUCACCCAGGCUAACGGCGGCUCCGAUUUUCAAUGGGCUCGAGAUGUAGAAACACGCAACCGAUUGUGGAAAGCUCGCCAUGACGCCUGGUAUGCUGCUCAGGCUCUAAGGCCUGGUUGCAAGGCCUAUUCUACAGAUGUCUGUGUUCCCAUUUCCCAACUGCCUCAAAUCAUUGUGGAGACCAAAACCGACCUGAUUGAGAACAAACUUACCGGUCCCAUCGCGGGUCAUGUGGGUGACGGGAACUUUCACUGUCUGAUGGUCGUUGACCCGAACGACCCAGAAGAACUUCAUAGGCUCCAUUUGUUCAGCGAGAGGCUGGCAAGACGGGCCCUGGCUAUGAAUGGUACAUGCACAGGGGAACACGGAGUGGGCUUGGGCAAGCGAGCACUGCUCUAUGAAGAGAUGGGAUCCAUGACGAUGCAGGUCAUGCAAGGCAUCAAGGAUGCCCUUGACCCAAACAACUUGAUGAAUCCAGGGAAGGUUUUGUUGCCAAGAGAGCCUCAAAGUGAAAAGUGAACCAAGUAAUUCAAUUGUUUAAAACACUUUCCGUAUAUGGGCACUCCUGUCCAAAUUUAUUGGAACAGUGAGGCAAAUCCCUUGAUUUUUGCUGCUGAUUGAAAAUAUUUGGGUUUGACAUCGAACAAUGAAUAGAUUCAAGGAUCAGUAUUUCAGCUUUUCUUUCCGGGUAUUUACAUCUGGAUCAAAUACACAACUUGAAUAGAAGCUUUUGUUUGAACCCACCCAUUUUUAAUGUGAUGAAGUAAUGGUACAUGUGAUUGACGGAUAUGUCCUUUGCAUUGAUUGUUCAAACACUAAAUGGUGCUAAAUGUCAAAGCUCCGCAAACACAGGCCAUCAGCAAUACAAUCACGUGGAACGCCCUGAAGAAAUCCAUUUUUAAAAAACCCAAUGAAGUGUGAGGAAAAUGAUGGCUGUUGACGACAACAAUCUCUUGAUUGCUGUGUUGGAAGGGGCGCUGUUUCAUGGUACGAGUGAUGGUGCAAUUGAUAAAGUUAAAUAUGAAAUUGACCUAAAAACUAGACUCCAAUUCAGCCUAAGGAUGUAUUAUCCAAUUUGGGCACAAUAUGACAUCAAAACAAUUGUUUACUCAGCUCUCGCCAGCUCGCAACAGGUCCAUUUACAGCGUAAAGUAUAUCAAUCAAAUAUGGUUAAAUCGAACAUACCAAAACCAAUGCCUUUAAAAUAUGCCUUUAAAAAAAUGGUUAACAAAUCCAUAAGAUGUGCUUUAUAACUGGAUCAUACAGUUUUACAGAAUUACUGUAAACUGUUGUUUUAUGAUUAUUAUUUGUCUUUCUUCUUUUCGAAUGUUGUAAUGAAAUGACUACAUGGUAUUAUUCAUUUAAUAUAGAAUAGUUGUGUGCUGUGAUAAUAAAUACUUUGAAACUGCUUGGUGUAAACAUUAUUGCCGGAGAGCGUUAUUUACUCCCAAAUGAGGUCUCCUGAUGAAGAACCUGACCAGAACGAAAACUGCUGAUAGCAUGGGAGAUAAUUUAUCAAUAUUAAUUGUAAAAACAUGAUAUCCUUUUUAAGCUGCAUAGAUGUGAUUUUGAUACGCGAUUUUAAUUCAAGUAUGUGCAUGAUGUCUAUAAUUGAUUUGAGGGAAGAUUGCGAGUUAAAGCGCCAGAGAUAAACCGGAAAUUACUGAAUUAAAAUAGAACGGCUGUGGGGGUUUGAUAGGACGCCUCAGUGUACAGCAAUAGAAAAUUCGGAUCAGCUAGAAAAUGAAACUAGCCGCCGUGCCCUUUGAAGUGAAAACCAAAAGUAGCCUCUUCGGAGCUAUACAAACCUCGAUCCGGGGGCAAUCGAGCGGACUCGUCAAGGCGGAGCCCUGUUCCCCCCGGACCAACAAUUACACCAGUACCAGAUGAAAAUAGGAUCACAAAGAUGAUGGCACGCAAAAACUAUCCAUCACUAUUAUUUGGAUAAUUGAGUUCAUAUCAGGGUUCCCGCCCAUCUGGGAAAAUGAGAGACCAAUUUCCCGUUAUGGAAACCCAUGGGAAAUGAGAGGGGGAAAAAAAAGGAAAAUGUCCUGGAAAACCUUGAGUUCUCCUGUGAAGUUGUUUUUCCUCCCUCUGCUUCUCCUUGCCUUGCGAGUGAACGCAAUUGAUUAAACAAACAUGUCUGUUUUCACUGUGUGCAGGCUUGCCUCCCCAAACCCCCCCAACCACCCAACACUGCCCACCAACCAAAUUGCCUAUUCUCUUAGAACACUUCUGUUGCUCUAUGAUUUCUAUUGACUAUGUUGCUAGAUUUACUGACUUUUCAGACACGAUUAGGGAUUUAUUUUCUCCAAAGAAGCAUGAAAACUAGAGAAUUUCAGUUCAAGAGUAUUACUGUAGGGUAGGCAUGUCCAAAGUCCGGCCCGCGGGCCAAAUCCGGCCCGCGGUCGAAUUUCAUCCGGCCCUCGGCCCCCGUCAUAAGAUCAGUGCCGUCUGGCCCGCAGGUUGGGCGCAAUGGAACAACGUGUUGCAUUGACUGAGGUCUCGUAGACUGGUGAGUGAUGUUUCAUAGCGUACUGCUUCCCUCUAGUGGCUAAAUGAGUAAUAGCAUUCACUAAAUGAGUAAUAGCAUUUAGACACUAGAGGGCCUCACUCACGAGUUAACAAGACAUCACUCCGUGUUUAUAUUGACUGAUAUGUCAUAUUUCAAAUUCCUGUUUCAAAUGAACCAAAAGAAAUUCUUAAGAUUGUUGAAAUUCAAAUAAAAAUGGAAAUGUGAAACAGACUGGCUUACUAAAAUUUGUUGAACAAUAUUGUUGUUCAAUGUAAAGAAUGUCAGCCAAGGUCGGCCCCCCGACAUUUUACCACAUAAAAUCUGGCCCCCUUGGCAAAAAGUUUGGACA